Sorghum bicolor (sorghum) is the source of this 1306-nucleotide messenger RNA. Its product is annotated as mitochondrial amidoxime reducing component 2. The record is from RefSeq and is a predicted model, not a curated record. NCBI's taxonomy places the organism in Eukaryota, Viridiplantae, Streptophyta, Magnoliopsida, Poales, Poaceae. Gene Ontology annotation, molecular function: molybdenum ion binding; pyridoxal phosphate binding; catalytic activity. The transcript has 8 exons. The coding region runs from base 156 to 1136 and encodes 326 amino acids.
UUUCUGCAGCUGUCAGGCAGCCAGGCAGGGGUAGGUAGGUUUCGUUUCAUCAGACAUCAGCUCCCUCGUCUCUGCAGCUGCGGGCUGUGGCUUCAGUACCAGCCAGCAAGUCCACACUCUUGCCAUCUUCCACUCCACCGAGGCAGCUCCAAGCCAUGGCCAUGGAGAAGGCCGCCUCCUUCCUCUCCUCCCUCCUAGGCGGCGGCGGCGGUGGAGGCGGGGAGCCGGCGGCGACAGUCAAGUCUAUUUUCAUAUACCCCAUCAAGUCCUGCAGGGGUCUCGCCGUGCCACAGGCGCCCAUCGCCUCCACUGGGUUCCGGUGGGAUCGGCAGUGGGUGGUGGUGAACGCCAAAGGGAGAGCAUACACCCAGCGGGUGGAGCCCAAGCUCGCCCUUGUCCAGGUGGAGCUGCCGCCGGAGGCCUUCGACGAGGACUGGCAGCCCACGCCCGACGACCACAUGGCUAUCAGAGCACCUGGAAUGGACACAUUGAAGAUACCUCUAGCAGCGGAACACGCCACAAUCGAUGACGUCUCUGUGUGGGAGUGGUCUGGCUCUGCCUAUGAUGAAGGCGCUGAAGCAGCCGAAUGGUUCUCCACUUACUUUGGGAAGCCAAGUCGACUAGUGCGCUUCAAAGAAGCAUCGGAAACUAGACCAACCGAUCCAGAUUUCGCCCAAGGUUACAAGAUUGCAUUCAACGAUUGCUUCCCAUUUCUGAUAGCCUCUCAGGGUUCACUGGAUGCACUAAAUGAGAUUCUUAAGGAACCUGUACCAAUGAACCGCUUCAGACCAAAUAUUUUAGUCGAUGGAUGCCACCCAUACUCAGAGGACCUGUGGAAAACCAUAAAGAUAAACAACCUAACAUUCCUAGGUGUGAAGUUAUGCAACCGUUGCAAGGUGCCAACCAUUAAUCAAGAGAAUGGAAUACCUGGCACUGAACCAACUGAAACUCUACUGACAUUCCGGUCUGACCAAGUGCUUCGUCCAAGCCACAAAAAUAAACGACAGGUGUACUUUGGGCAGAAUUUAGUCUGCAAGGAAUCUCUAUCAGGAAAGGGCAAAGGAAAGAUCAUCAAGGUUGGCGAUCCAGUUUAUGUUCUGCAAGCGUUCGCUUCUUCUGAUGAAGCCCCAGCCUGAUUUAGGGUUAAAAAUAGUGACGAUGUGUUCAAAAUAAGUGAGUGUGUUAUACUCCCUGGAUAAAUAAAAAUCAGUAGGCUGUUAAGACUGUUUGAUGAGAGAAUAAAACACUUGCCCUGGACACUCGUUAUGAAUUAGCUUAACCUUCAUCAGGUACUUAUUUACCACUA